AUGAAGAACCUAGUCAAGCAAAUCCGAUUCCCCGCGCUCGAGGACAUCCUCAGCUUCGCACAAAAUGUCGCAGAAACCUCGGGCCGAUGGGUCAACUGGCAGAUCAUACGGGGCAUGCGACAUGUAUGGUGGGAGACGGACUGGGACGUGCUAUCCCGAUGGGCGCAAUCGAUCAUCGAAACAGAAGAGCGCCUGCGCGAAAUCACCCAACGCGAGACGUUCGUCAAGAAGAAUAUCCAUAGAUUCCACAACGGCUCCGACGAAGCAGCCAAAUUGGUUCUGCCGGAUUUCAUCGAAGAGCUGAUCGCUCUGGACCACGAGUACACGCGCCUCGAGCGGAUAUACGAUACCCUCCUAGCGGGCUGUCCCGUGGGCCCUAUCAAGAGCGGAUAUCUGUGGAUUCGAAAGCAGCCGCAGUGGCAUCUCAGGAAUGAGUGGUUGCGCCAGGAUUGUGCGAGGCGCGGUGGGUGCUGUGGUCGUCAGUGCAAAUGUUGUGAGAAACCGCCCGAUCCGAUGAGGAAGAAGGGCUGGGGUCAUUGUACGGCGAAGUGUGCUUGUUGUAAUGAUGUGCUUGAGGACGGAUUUCGACUGACCGAGAGAAAUCGGAGAACAUUGCAGCCGGAGUUUGAUCUUACUGUUUACCCGUGGAGUGAUUAUAGUCGAGAGAUGUUUCGUGCUUAUAUCUGGUCGCUUGAAUAG
Messenger RNA from Penicillium roqueforti, 699 nucleotides. RefSeq lists its product as uncharacterized. NCBI's taxonomy places the organism in Eukaryota, Fungi, Ascomycota, Eurotiomycetes, Eurotiales, Aspergillaceae. The coding region runs from base 1 to 699 and encodes 232 amino acids. The record is from RefSeq and is a predicted model, not a curated record. The transcript has a single exon.